CCUAAUUGGUAUCCCUCCACCUUCGCUUGACGCUUCCUCGAUGUCGGUCAGAGGUCCUUGGGACCGCGACGAUCACGAAGUACAGAGGCUUAAUGUUAAGCUGCGUAAGACUCAGGAAGAAUGCGAUGCCCUAAAAGAUGUUCUCCACAAUAAGGACACGCAACUUCAACAACGGGGAAACAAGCUCAAUGACGCUCUCCGCAAUCUCCAAUAUGAAACCAGACGCGUGCAGGAGUCUGAAGAGAGAUUUUCUAAAGCUCAAGAGGAGCUUCGGCGGCAACAAUUACACACACAGCAGUUGGAAGAACUGACAAAGCGAGCGACGGAAAAGGCUGAACAAGAGGUGAAGAGAUCGAAGAAUCUUCAACUGGAAUUAGAUAAUCCCACAUUAAACAUGGAGCGCCAGAGAUUAUUGAGUCGUAUUAACGCGCUAGAAAACGAGCUUUCUAGUAACAAACCUUCCACCUCAGUGGCACCCGCCAGAACUGCGGCAAAAAUUUUGGAACUAGAAAACAAGGUCAUAGCUUUACAAGCGGAAAACACACGCCUAUUGAACACAGCCAUACCACAACCCGCCACAUCAUUUCCCCUCAGCAGCCCCACCCGCCCAUCCCGUAAUGCAUCCGGCCCUCCCUCCGCUCCCUUCACUCGCGAGAAGAAGCCGACACGUCUGGAACAAGAGCUCGAGCGAUGUCGUAAUACGGAAGCCGAAAAUGAGAAGCUCAAGUCAAAAUUGGCAUCGACGCAACGCGACCUUAUCGUCGCACAGAAUGACAAACUAGCUCAGGAGCAACGUUCAAGACGGGAGGCGGAGGAAAUAAAGGACCUUCUGGAGAGAAAAAUCGAUGAAAUUGCUGAACUCCGGGAGUUCUUAGUAUCAAUGCCAAACCCUGAUGCCCUUGAGGCGAAGGUGGAAGAAAUUGAGGCCCGCCGUCAACGAACGGUGCUGUCUCUUGGGGUGUUGGAAAGGAUGGUUGAGAAUCAACUUACUGGCCUUAAGAAUCGACUUUCCCGCCCCCCUUUACAUCCCCCCUCGUCUGGACCGAAGCUGUCGCUGGCGGUUCCUGACGGAACUCUUCUUCAGGCUAGGGUGGCGGAGCUUGAAGCACGCCUGACCGCACAGGUUAUCGUGACAAAAUCACUCGAAUCCUCUAGUGCUUUCCAGUCAUCAAUCGAGGAUGUUAAUCGUGAUGAUCGUUCCUUCUUCGAAAGGCGAAUACAGGAACUAGAGUCUCAAUUGGCUACCGAGAGUGAGACAGGGAAAUCUCUUCGAGCUGAUAAGGAGUUUCGUGCCUCCGACUUUGUUCCUAGAGCCGAGUACGAGGCCCUCCUGGCCGAAUGCGAAGAGUUAGAGAAAGAGAUCCAUAUGCAGCAGGCUGCAUUGAAUCGAGAACACCAAGAAAAGGAACAGUACUUGAAGGAAUUGAAACAAUCGCGUCAGAAUCUCAAGGCUGUGAAGAACGCGCGGAAGGAGCUGGGUGCUCGUGUUGUUGAUCUUCGGGCAUCACUGAGAGGAGCCUCUGAUGAUGUCUUCCUCGAUACUGCUGUAUUGCCGAAGAUCUCUCCAAUUUGUCCAGGACCAGGCGGUUUAACAGACGGGCCUUGCAGAUUUCCGGAUGAUUCUAGCCAAGGGGAACUCGCAGAAAUUGCUGUAUUGAUUGAUCGACUUCGUACCGAGCGAGACGACCUACGACGGACGCUUCAGUUUACUGGAGAGGAGGCCCGUGCACACGUCACCGCUGUCGAGACUGAACUAUCUCAUUCAAAACGCACAGUCAAAGCUUUGGAGAGCCAACUCGCCUUGACAAUGGACGCUUCCGAAGCAGCCCGUCGCUCGAUCGAGUCGGACAUGGAUGAUAGGGCUCAAGCGUUGCAGGCUACUUCACGGGACUUGGCGACCGCCCAGUUCUCGAUGGCUAGGAACCAGAGUUUGGCAAUUUGCGCCUUCAUUGCCCUCGGUCGAGUCGACGAGCUUCGUCUGCAGACGAUCAGCGACUAUGCAGCGAUCAAGAACGUUGUUGUUGAGCUCCACUCGAGACUUUCUCAAAGUGAAGCUGAUGCGAAUUUGCUUCUGAUGGACUCGAGAUCCCGGGACAGGAUCCUCAAGAAACGUGCCUCCCGAUUUGCUUUGAUAAUUGAUGCGUCCUUUAUCAUUAUCCAGAAUCUUCAGAGGAUGUCUGAAGACCAGAAUAUCGCUGGGCAAUCGGAAAUCGAGCACCUCAGAAUGGCUAUCGAGGAGAGUGAAUCCCGUGUGGACAUGAUGAAGGCUAAUAACCAUGAAAUGGUAGCGUGUCUUAACGACGCACGUCAUUCGUUGGAGGCUCAACAGACCGCGCUCGCCAAGAUGGGUGCUCUGAGGGACGAGCGGAAUGAUCUUCUGGAACGGUGCCAGGAAUUGGAAGACGCUGUGAAAGGACUCAGAAUGCAACUUGAUGCCGCUACGGACGAAUGCCAGCGACUUCAAGACAGUCAUCAAGCUCCCUCUGAUGAUCACAGACGUUCAAAACGUCGUGAGGUUGAGGUUGAGGUUGAGGAUGAACUGGAGCAAAUGCGACUUCGGAUUGACAGGCGCACGGAGCAAAUUGCACUGCAUCAAAAGGAAAUAGCUCGACUUGAGACCAACCUCACUCUCCUUGAGGAUGCGAAUCUAGAACUCACGAGCGAAUUGGAGACGAAGACGGCGGAGUACAACCACAUGAUCGCAGAUUGCGCCGAAGCUCGUGCAGUGCGUGAUGCAGCUAUCGCAAGGCUUGAAGCAUUGGAGGAAGAGAUCGACCAAUCAAAGUCAAGACAGCUUCCUCCCGAUCGUCCAGAUGCUUAUGACGAGGGUCAAGUCGCGUGCAUGGUUCGUGAAAUCGUCAUUGCUGUUGGGAGGGCCAGGAUCGCAGAGAAUGGUCUUGCUUGUUCCCAUGAGGCUCUGGUCGAAGCCGCUAAUUUGGAAAGUAGAUUGCAGGAGUCAGAGGAGGCUCGUGACCGGGUUAUCCAGGAUCUCGACAAUGCCAUCGCCAGGGAGCGUGAAGUGUCCGAACUGUUGACAGAUUCUCGGUCACAGGUCGAGGCUUUCUUGAUAGCCGAAUCGCAACGCAAGCAGCAGCACGAGAUGACCUCCGCGGAGCGUGAUGAAUUGCGGCGCUGCUUGGAUUCUGCAUCCAAUGAGUGCGAUGUUCUCGCAGCUGCCUGCUCGAGAUUGCAAGACGAAGUCGAUGCUCUACGGAAGACGCAUACAGAUACAUUGGCGAAUCAGCAGAUUAUGCAAAACUUGAUGGAACAACUCCAGCAGUCCCGGGAGAUGGUUGAGAGCCUCGAAGUCGAGAAACAUCGCUUAUUACAAGAUUACAACUCCGGCACUGAAGAGCUCAAGAACCAUACCACUUCGCUCAUGACAGAUUAUGACCUCAAACUGUCCAAUCUGUCUCAGGCUCACGAGUCUGAAGUCAACGAUUACAAAUCCCAGCAAGCACAAGCGGCCGAGCAUGUUCAGGCUUUGACUGCGGAAUGCCACUCUCUACGUACUCAACUUACACUAUUGACUGAGAAGUCGAGAGGUGAAUUGGAGCAAACCAUUCAACGGUUCAGAUCCGAAAGCCAAAUAGCAAUGACCAAUUUGACGGCUGAACGUGAUUUGGCUUUGGCGUCACUGGCAGAUGCACGGAGAGCCCUUGAUUCACUUUCUAAUUCCCGGUCAGACGAGGUGAAAGGACUUCAAACGGCACUUGACGUAUGUCGACGCCGGCUCCAUGACACUGAGGAGGAUUGGAAGGUGAUUCAGGGGGAAUUAGAAGAUGCUCAAUCGGCGAUCAGGGAAAAGGAAGAUUCCAUCAAGUUGUUGGAAGAAUCCCAGGAAUCACUCCGGAGGGAAGUGGAUGAUCGCGCUGCGGAGGCCAAACGUCUUUCUGGGAUGAAGCGCUUCUUGGAUCAAGAUAUUAAGAGACUUGAAGCUGAAGUCGCCAGAAUCCGAAAGGAGUUGAAACAAUCCUAUGAGCAGGCAGAAGAGCAUAGGCGUCGGAUGCGCGACCUUGACAUCACAACCGCUCACAAGAAGUCUAGACUAGAAACAGAGCUUAAUGCCGAGCGUGAUAAAGUCAACUCACUUGUGAAUGAUCGAGACGGCGCACUGAAGCAGCUCGAGACGCUGAAGAAUGAGGCAACAGAGCUCAACAAGGCGCAACGCAAGAAGGACGUUCAACUCCAUUUGCUCAAAGAGAAACUAAAAACUCUACAACGUGCCCCAGGUGGGGCGGCAAUGGCACCUGAGGUUGCAUCGCGAUCUACGUCUCGCGCCUCAAGCGUUCGACCUACACCGUCAAGUCUAGCGGCUUCGAGAUCAACUGGGCCUGGAUCUAGCCGUCCUCUGGAGGUUCCUCAACAAAAUGCAAGUGCAGCGUCCACCAUCAUCAACUUAGCACGAUCGUCAUUCACGUCCAAAGCUUCCACCAUGACUCGACCGACUGUGCACCCAUCAGCACGCCUACCAAUGAUGAGCGCAUCAAUUUCCGCCCCCAACCUCCCACUCUCCGCGAAACCGCAAACCAUUGACGAGCCGUCAAGUUCGGGCAAGAGAAAGCGGGAGAUCGAUGACGAGCUCGAAAAUCGAACUCCUGCUAAACCAAUCAUGGCGUCACCUCGAAGCCCCUCUCGCCUGCGCGCCAUCACCGAGAAAGGUCUCAGAGUGUUUACUCCAAAGCGCCCGCCAGCAAAGCAAGGUUCGAUAUUUACUCGCGCAAAUUCGCCCGAUGACGCACCACCCGUCCCCUCACUUCCCGUUGGCUAUGUUGAUUGA
Messenger RNA from Cantharellus anzutake, 4780 nucleotides. RefSeq lists its product as uncharacterized. The record is from RefSeq and is a predicted model, not a curated record. The coding region runs from base 41 to 4780 and encodes 1579 amino acids. Lineage: Eukaryota; Fungi; Basidiomycota; Agaricomycetes; Cantharellales; Hydnaceae. The transcript is spliced from 8 exons.